AUGUCUUCCUCAUCCGAGCGGAUCGCUGUUGAAAAAAAUGUUGGGCACAGGAAGGACGACAUGUCGGGUGGCGGUCUACGUCUCGACAUUCCUUCGUCGAAUCAGGCUCCGGCUGACACCGUCGCGAGCUCAAUGACACCUAACCGUAAUCAGUUGCAGGAUACAUCCAGUGCUGGAACAGGCGAGGGAGGAUUAGACUAUGCCUUCUCGAACUCUUCAACUCAUCCAAUUCGGCAAAGUACGAUGCCAACGCAGCUGCGUCGCAUAGUCACGCCUGUUCGCAGCGCCACUGGUUCCGUCUGGGUCACGCAUACGGAUAAUGCGCAUGAGCUCGCUCCUCCAUACUACUACCCGGUGGUCCCUGCGACCUCUCCUCAGAUGAAUUACGAGGAAUGGUGCGCGGCAGCAGCUGAUUUGAACCCGGUCGCACUGUCAGCAGCAGCUAGUCCGGCGAUGAUGUCUAGCGUCGCGGACCAGCAAGACGUAGGUCAGCAAGUCGACAGUCAUGUGGGAUGUAUCGAUCCGGCUUUGAUCGCGCAAGAUAGGGUCGGCGGUGCUAGCUUGGAGCAGGCGAACUGCUCAUCCAGCUACGGGGACCGGCCAUUGCCACACGUUGGUGCGCCUUCUUCCCCCGUCGUAAUCGAGUCGGCAAGCGCAAAUCCACUGUUUAACGCCACGCGUUCGCUGCCUAUCUCUUCUGUGGGAGGUGUCCGGCCAAAACCUUCUCGAGGAACGUGUCAUUUUGGGGAGAAAUGUGGAAAACCUCUACAUGAUUGCAGCACUCGCGGCGUGAAGGAACAUUUCCUCCUGUUCCACAAACACGAGUUGGAGUACUACACCUACGAAGGCAAGGAGGUAGUGGACUGUCCUUGGUACGAAGAAGGGAAACCAUGCGCCCAAACACUUGCGCGGGACGGUUUGUACAAGCAUAUCGCCACCCGCCAUCUGCGCAGUGCUGAAAGUUCUUGCCCUUACUGCCGCAACAAGAUCUCUCGCAGCGACGCGAUGUUGCGCCAUUUCAGGCGAGACUGCAAACUCAUACCCGCUGACAUCAAGCACAAAGAGGAGGAAGAUUGGGCGCCGGGCGGGUGCUAA
Molecule: messenger RNA, 1095 nt
Organism: Fomitopsis serialis
Lineage: Eukaryota; Fungi; Basidiomycota; Agaricomycetes; Polyporales; Fomitopsidaceae
Exons: 7
Coding region: 1-1095 (364 amino acids)
Source: RefSeq, a predicted model, not a curated record